AUGGCAUCCCACUUGCCAUCAGACCCGCCUGGGUUUACGGCUUUGGUAUGGAGCGUUUCCCCUGCUCCAACCACCAUGGAUGAGUGGCAGACAGCCAUCUUGGAGGUCAAAUCACUGUACAAGUCUCAGCAGCACAAGCAGUGUGUGUUGCGUUGCAAACAGCUUAUCGACACUGCUACCGCUCCGAUUGAUCGCAUUCAUAAAACCUCUCUUUACUACUUUGCCGGCAUCUCAUAUGUCUGCCUUGCUCAGGCAGCUCACGUCUACUCGGCAGCCAAGGUCCCAUUUUUGAAAUGUGCUUUGGAGAAAUUUAUUGCUGCAAGCAAAGCUUUGCCAGAGAAUCGUGCCCCUCCAGUCCUGAACCCUGGUCAGACGUAUUCCCCUGUUCCAUGGCCAGAGUCUCCUUCGUCUCGUACUACAUCUGGAUCACCGCUGAUCUUCAAUGAUUCUCCUCGUCCUGAGUCCCCUUUGAAAUCUGCCUCCCUGCGCGAUGGAUCCUCUGUCCUGGAUACAAAGUCUCAACUCGCUCGAUAUGGCAUUCUGACGCCUCCUCUUUCGGACUAUCCUUCGUCUGACGAUUCUCUGGUCACGGCUUUCGUCACCACACCACGUUCUAUCCCUGCUGUUUCUCCUCCACGCCAGUUGAGGCACAUUGAAGAUCUCUGCUCUGUGGAAGAUAUCAACAAACAACUCUCGCCUGUUUCGGUCCCAGUUGAGCCCCCUCCACAUCAGUUGAGUCCUACUGAGGAUCCUUCCUUCGUGGAUGGUGUCGAUGAUGGCAUCUCGCCUGUUUCAACCUCUGAUGUCCCCCCUCGACCUUACAAACUUUCCAGUGUGAGCCGGAAUUUCUCCUAUCCAAUUGGUGGUAUUGCUCAGCCUCGUGGUGCUCCUUCUCCUGCAUCUGUGGAUGAUGAACUGGUCUCUUUUGACAGUUCCCAAAACAGUAUUCCUAUCGGCGAAUUUUUGAUCAACAACAUUACCCGAAUGCUCGACAGCUCUACUCUGAAUGAAAGUAAGGACGACCCUUUCCUCUCGAAGAAAAAUUUGUCUCCCAAGAUCCGACCCCCGGUACAACCCUCCCCGGUCCGUUUCCCUGCUGAUCUUGCGAACCCCAGGAAGCAAAGUGAACUGGUCCCAUCGCCGCUUUCUGUCCGAAAGGUAUCUGGUGAGCUGAUCAAGUGCAAUCGUUCAAUGAUUCUCUGUGGACCCGCAAACAAGGAAAGCAUCACAAGCCCAAAGGAUACUUGCAAUACCUUCGACAAGCCUGCUGUGACUGCUGAUGCUCGACCCAGCUCAACUCUAAGCAAGUAUGAUCUUGACACGAAGCGACCUGUUCGCCCUCGCCCUCCCCGUCUGCCGCUCAAGGUUAUUCCUCGUCUGCAGGUUAACGUCGAUGCAAGCCAUCCAAUCCCCACUCGCCUGAGUCCGGAGCUCAAGCCCGUCAGCCCCAUUCGGGCUAUGCCCACUCCAGUUUCUAUCCCAGAGACUAUCCCAGAGAAGAACACAGAUAUCGGUUUCCACUGUUUAACUAUUCCACCGGUCACACCAGAACAAAGUCAAAAGUCCUCAUACACAAGCCCGUCCCCAGCCUGCUCUUCAGUGACCCCAGCCAGCGCAGCUCGAGCCGCAAUGCUAAACUUGAGCAACAGCUUCCUGCGCGAAGAAUUUACCAGAGAAAUCGCUUGGCUCCGCGAACAAAUCGACCACGUCGAAAACAUACAGCACAUCCACCGUCGCCGCAGCCCAGUGACCGUCUCCCCAGACCGGCCCCGCCCUCAGUCCUUCUGGACGUUCAGUCUCAUUCGCAAGAAGCUGUCUUCUGUUUUCCGUCGUCACUCCAGCCCAGACUCGAGCUCGGAUGUGGGUCCUAAUAUUGAUAAGUUUGGGAAUGUUCUUCGUAUUGAGACGAUGGUUCAGCGUAUUGCUCGGUUGCGCAAGGAGAAUUGGAAGACUGGUAUUCGUGCUCCUCAUUCUGUGUGGAAAGGUUCUGAUUAUUAUGAGAAGUUUUGCGACGACGUACUCGCUGAUCUUCAGGACUGUGAGGGAUUCUUUUGA
Messenger RNA from Penicillium antarcticum, 2055 nucleotides. RefSeq lists its product as uncharacterized. The transcript has 2 exons. The record is from RefSeq and is a predicted model, not a curated record. The coding region runs from base 1 to 2055 and encodes 684 amino acids. NCBI's taxonomy places the organism in Eukaryota, Fungi, Ascomycota, Eurotiomycetes, Eurotiales, Aspergillaceae.